GGCGCAGAAGGUGAAAGCAGGUGGAGCGCGCACUACACUACCCGUCAUCCCGAGUGGAGCUCGUUCAUGUAUAUUUAUGAGGCGUUUCUGCAGUGAGGCGGAUGGAUAUUUUUGAUGUCUUGCUAAGGAGGUGGUGGCUUCUGCUCACUGAAGAAAAAAGGGCCUGAAUUUAGUUUUCCAGAACGCACCCGCCUUCGACCAGUCAUUCGCCCGCCGCUCGCGCUACCCGCGUCUCGGUGCGGAGGCUGCUCGCGCGUCACUAAUGGCAACCAGCGCGCGAAAGGAUGUGUGUGCGCGCCUUCCUGAGGGAGAACGAAAAUCGCGUAUAACUUGGGAUUUAACUCGUGUAUCGUAUAAUUUGGGAUAUAUGUGAUUAACCGCGAUCUUCAGAAACGAAUGGACGCGGGAAUGAUGCCUCUCCGUGUCGGGAUUUCCUUUCUGUGUCUCUUUGUAGCAGUGAUGAGCUCUGUUAUACAUACCAGCAUCUCCCUGACUCAUUACGGUGAGGGAGACGCCUUGGUAAAGACGAGGGCUCGGCGUGAUGACGCCAGGUUCCUCGGAAGAGAGAACACGGUCCCGGUCCGGUUAGUGUACCGAAUGGACGAAGACAGUCAGGCCGGUCAUGAUGUUCUCAACACACGGGUCCGAAUAAGCUCUGACGCUAAACAGAACCACAUGGCUCAGGCUAGCUUCCAGGUGCAGGCCUUUGGACAGACCUUCAUUUUAGACGUGGAACUGAACCAUGAUCUUCUAUCAUCAAAUUACAUUGAGAGGCACAUAACAAAAGAGGGGAAGUCAGUUGUCAACAAAGGUGGAGAACACUGUUACUACCAUGGGAAAGUACGUGAUAUUCCAAAGUCAUAUGUGGCGCUUUCAACUUGCCAUGGAUUACAUGGAAUGUUCUUUGAUGGGAACCACACAUACAUGAUUGAACCAGGAGGAGAGAAUACUACAAGUGAGGAGGUUGAUGUGCACAUGAUUUAUCAGUCUCCUGGUUUGGACCUCCCAGAGGACUUCAUUUCUGCAGAUCACCUGGCAAAGACACUGUUCCAGAACCCUCCACUGUCUAGUGCCUCCCACAGGAGGAAAAAGAGACAGAUAUUGCGAAAUCCACGGAGUGUUUCAGAUGAGACCAAAUAUAUAGAGCUGAUGGUCAUAAAUGAUCAUUUAAUGUACAAGAAACAUCGUCUUUCCGUUGGACAAACGAAUAACUACGCCAAAUCUGUUGUAAAUAUGGCUGAUCUGUACUUCAAAGAGCAACUCAACACUAAAAUUGUCUUGGUUGCGAUGGAAACAUGGGCUGCAGACAACAGAUUUAACAUCAACGACGAUCCCAUGGUGACAUUACGAGAGUUUAUGAAGUACCGAAGAGACUUUAUUAAAGAAAAGUGUGACUCCGUUCACCUUUUCUCGGGAAACCGCUUCCAUAGCAACUGGGGAGGAGCCUCAUAUAUGGGCGGAGUCUGUUCACUCACAAAAGGAGGCGGAGUCAAUGAGUAUGGAAAGACUGAAGAAAUGGCCAUAACUCUCGCCCAGUCACUAGGACAAAAUAUCGGCAUCUUUUCUGAUAAGAAACGCAUUUUAAAUGGGGAGUGCAAGUGUGAAGAUAAAUGGUCUGGCUGCAUAAUGGAUGAUGUUGGCUUCUACUUACCCAAGAGAUUUUCUGACUGUAACGUGGAAGAGUAUCAUGAUUUCCUGAACAGUGGAGGUGGUGCGUGUCUCUUCAACAAACCUUCAAAGCUCUUGGAUCCUCCAGAGUGUGGAAACGGUUUUGUGGAGGCAGGAGAGGAGUGCGACUGUGGAAACCCAGCCGAGUGUGCUAGAGAAGGGGAGAACUGCUGCAAGAAAUGUAUGUUGACUCAAGGAGCCAAAUGCAGUGAUGGUCUCUGUUGUAAGAACUGUCAGCUGGAGUUUAUGGGUGUGCUUUGUCGUGACGCUGUCAAUGAUUGUGACAUACCUGAAAUGUGCACUGGUAACUCCAGCCAGUGUCCUCCAAACCUACACAAGAUGGAUGGGUAUACAUGUGAGAAAGACCAAGGAAGAUGUUUCAAUGGCAGGUGCAAAACCAAGGACAGACAGUGUAAAUACAUCUGGGGAGAGAAAGCAACAUCGGCUGAUAAGUUUUGCUAUGAGAAACUCAACAUGGAGGGCACAGAGAAGGGCAACUGUGGACGUGACAGAGACACCUGGAUUCAGUGCAAAAAACAGGAUGUACACUGUGGAUACCUGCUGUGCUCCAACAUUUCUCCUGCACCAAGACUAGGAGAGUUACAUGGAGGUUUGACUUCUUUCUCCGUGGCCCAGCACAGCGCCUCACUGGACUGCAGUGGAGGCCAUGUGCUGAUUGAUGGUGACAUUGAUUUGGGAUACAUAGAGGAUGGAACGGCGUGUGGGACGGAUCGCAUCUGUUUUAAUCACAAAUGCCUCCCAGUGCAGGAAUUCAACUUCAGCACUUGCCCCGGCACCAACGAAAGGGUGAUCUGCUCCGGACAUGGGGUGUGCAGUAAUGAACUCAGGUGUGUGUGUGACCUGGGCUGGGCAGGUGAGGACUGUAACUCCACCUCUCCUCUGAGUUACUUACUGGUGCGACCCACAGCCAAAACACCAGGCAUCAUCACUACUAACAUCAUCAUCGGGGCAAUUGCAGGCUCUAUCCUGGUCCUUGCACUGAUUCUUGGCAUUUCUGCAUGGGGAUACAAGAGCUACAGACAGCGUCAGUAUGUGGAGUCAGAAGUACACAGAAGAUUCUGUCGUCAAAUGCCUGCUGGUGAUUACGUGAAGAAGCCUGGAGAUGCUGAUUCUCUGUACAGUGACAUGCCGCAGGGCGUGAGCUCAAACUCUGGCAGCAGCUCCAAGAAGAGGUCUGCCUACCUGUCUCACCUACAGAUCAACACCCGCUCUUUCACCGCCUCUAUCCCUUCCAUCAGCCAAAACAUCUCUCUGUUCGGGUUCAGAUCUAAUGGUCUGUCUCACUCCUGGAGUGAAAGAAUCCCAGAUGCCAAGCACAUCUCUGACGUCUGUGAAAAUGGACGACCCAGGAGCAACUCGUGGCAAGGAAACAUCACAGGUACCCGUAAGAAGCUCAAGGGAAAGAAGUUCCGUCCGCGCUCCAACUCUACAGAGUAUUUAACCCCUUGCGUCAAAUCAGAGUAUUAUGUAACUAAAUGGGUAGAAGAUGUGAAUAAAAACACUGAAGGACCUUAUAUUAGGACAUUGUCACCCGCCAAAUCGCCCACUUCUUCAACGGGCUCCAUUGCCUCCAGCCGGAGAUACCCCUACCCCAUGCCUCCCCUUCCAGAUGAGGAAAGAAAGGCCAACAGACAGAGUGCCAGGCUGUGGGAAACGUCAAUAUAAAAGAACUCCUCGAAAAUGGUCUGCAAACUCCGUAAAAAGAUUUUCCUCCACUUUUGUAUGAAUGAGAAAAUGAAAUAAGAAAAUAAGGAAUUCAAAUGGAGAAACAAGGGACAAGUGAAUGGAAGAAUUGGGCAUGGUCUUCUCUGAUCUCUGUUCAGCAUUUUCGGUAUGGAGCCAUCCCACCCUGGACAUUGAGGAACAUGGUAUCAGAUUCCCAUUCCUGCUGUCAUUCAUAAACAGGACUCAGGAAUACAAUUUCAUCACAGGACAGUCCCGGAAUGGCAGCCGUGCUAAGCAGAAACAGAUACAACAGCAGCCACUUGUGCCCUGGAUAAACCCCGCCCCCUCUUGUGACCCCACACAUGCCCAGUCCCGCCUCCAAACACAUGCUGUCUUGUGAUUGGUGCCCUUGUUGCCCGGUUCCAAGAAGCUCAUGCAGGAGCAGGAAGUUAACUAUUGUUUUGAACGCACGCUGUCACUGUAGAACCUACUGCUGCAUGCAUGAGAAAACAUGUUUAUCGAUUCCUUGUAGUGUUAACGGUGUACAAAUGUUUUAAGAUCUUUCACUCAAGGGUGCCGCAUGUAUUGAAGGACAGCUUCGUAGGCUGGUAAGAUUCAAUCCCAUCUGAAACCCCCACGUCCACUUCACCAGAAUAUCAUCCGGGUCCGUUCAUGCAGUCAUCUCUUCUCAGAGAAGUUUGUACAUAUGUCAUAUAAUUCAGAGUGAAAUGUGAGUUUUAAUGUUUGUCUGUGCAGAGCGUGGUGGAACUUCUCUUCUGCUUUAGAGUGUCCCGUGAUCGUCUUUCUAAAUUUAGAGAAUUCAUCACAAGCCUAGCACACGCUACAAGGCAGAAGCGCCAUUUCAUGAUUUCUGCAUCAGUCCCAGGUCAUAGCAGUACAUCCAAAAUCUUCUACUUCAAAUUGAGUAGUUAAAGAUGUAAAGAUCAAUUUGAAAGUUGUGACAACUGGAAAUAGCUAUGGACUACCACUACCAAAGAGAAGUCUGUCGUUUUUAAUGGAAGCUUGUUUCUGUCACAGAAUAAAACAAUUAAAAAAGUUAAUUACAACUCUGCAAUUCUGGCUUUUAUUUAUGUAUUUAUUUAUUUUACUCAGAACAGAAUUGCAAGAUAGGCUGUAAAAGCUUUUUCUUGCAAAUCUGAGUCUAGAACUUGCAAUUGCAACUUUUCUAUCAGAAUUGUGAGAUUAAUUCUGUGGUGGAAACGAACCUCCAAACAUCUUGACUAAACAUUACAAGGUCAAGAGAGAGACAGAAGUAAUAUGAAUGGAUGAAUUGUUCACAAUAGCAUACACCAUAGGUCUUCAGUCGUGCUUCUGGGAACCCACUGUCCUGCAGAGUUUAGCUCCAACCCUAAUCAAACACACCUGAACCAACUAAUCAAGGUCUCCAGGAUCACUUGAAAAGUCACAGGCCAGGUGUGCUGAUACCAGAGGGGCAGGGUUUCAUAUUUUAUUGAAGCAGCCCUGGGCGCCACCAUUGGCUAGCGGACCCCCACCUGCUGUUAGCAUUCCAUUGACUCCCAUUCA
Molecule: messenger RNA, 4899 nt
Organism: Carassius auratus (goldfish)
Lineage: Eukaryota; Metazoa; Chordata; Actinopteri; Cypriniformes; Cyprinidae
Product: disintegrin and metalloproteinase domain-containing protein 22-like
Exons: 32
Coding region: 397-3354 (985 amino acids)
Biological process (GO): proteolysis
Cellular component (GO): postsynaptic density membrane
Molecular function (GO): metalloendopeptidase activity
Source: RefSeq, a predicted model, not a curated record